Molecule: messenger RNA, 1611 nt
Organism: Trypanosoma theileri
Lineage: Eukaryota; Euglenozoa; Kinetoplastea; Trypanosomatida; Trypanosomatidae
Exons: 1
Coding region: 1-1611 (536 amino acids)
Biological process (GO): DNA-templated transcription
Molecular function (GO): zinc ion binding; nucleic acid binding
Source: RefSeq, a predicted model, not a curated record
AUGACGUCUCCACUCGCGCUAAACACACUUGUGUGGCUUAAGCAGCCGGGAUAUCCUUGGUGGCCUGGAAUGGUGCUGGAUCCUUCUGCAGUAGAGGUGGAGGUGCCUGCUGGAUAUGAUACUUGUGUUUUGUGUUUACCAUCCAUAGCGUCCAGUGUGGCUUUUGCAAACAGCAGUAACAAUGAGGAGAUUAUAUUGUUUAAUCCAGAAACGGAUAAGGAGUUAUUGGAAGCUGGAAAGCAAGAUACAAACUGCGCUGCUGCAGUUGAAGAAGCUGUACGUGUUUAUGAGCAGCAGCAGGAACAAAAACAAUUGUUAAUGCUAGAGCAAGAUGCUGUAAAAGCAAUGAAUAAAGCUUCAGAAAAUGAGGAAGGAAAGGAGGCAAACGAACAUAAAAAGCACUCUCAAGUAAAAGAAGAAAAAUCUGAUAAAAAGCGACACAAGAAGCGUGAACGUGACGAGAAGCAUUCUUCCGCAAAGAAGCACCACCAUCAUCGUAAGAGACAUGGUGAAAAGCAUAGUAAAAAGGAACGCAAUAGUAAUUAUAAUUAUGAUGAUGAUGAUGAUAACAGCGAGAAUGAGUAUAGCAAUUCAGAUGAAGAUUCCCUAGAUUCUUAUGGAGGUGGUGAUGAAAGAGAUAAAAAGAGUGGGAAAAAAGCACGAAAACGGAUUGAUUUUGACACAGAUGAACAGUAUGAACGAGAAGCGAGGCUUGAGCCUCAUCAUCAAGAAGAAGAUGCGGCGUACUUUGAACAGCGUCUCCGUGAAAACCGUCAGCGGGCUAGUGAUGGUGCCCUGGAGAGGUUUCGGGAACAACUGGCAUCAUUAGCCGCUGCAUGUACACAUGGGAGUGUUAUUUCUGUCAGUGAAACGGCAGAGGAACAAUUGUUGGAUGCCCUCUCACCCAUGACAACUAUAGAUGUCACCUUUGAUCAACUUCGCCGUACAAAGAUUGGUGUUGUUGUAGGAAAGUUUCUCUCACGCGAUUACCCUGUCCGUGUGGUGAUGCUCGCAUCUGCCAUUCUCACCUAUUGGUUCCGUCAACUCCCUCCCACAACGCAGCAGCAACUGCGAGCCCAGACGACAUUGGAGUUAGCCUCCAACGACACUACCGUUGGUUCAGAGCGGGAGGGUCUCUCGCUUGGGGCGGUUGGCGUGCAGCUGGAGGCGACCUUCACCGAUGAGGAGGUGAACGAGACGGCGACGGAGCCAACGACGAUUGCCCGGCAGAUUGAAAGUGAGUUGGCGGCGGUGGACGACGAGGAUGUGAGCAUGGCGGUCCUCGCCGUGCUGCGGGAUGGCCACAACGCCGCCCUCCGCCGCGGGCUUCUCGACGGCUCCGUCAGCGCGAAGGAAGUCGUCGCCAACGCCGUGGACCCCCGCCGGCUGCUGCUGCGGCUGCAGGGCCAAAGCGGCGGGUCCUCCACGCCGGAGCCGGAGUCGCCGCUCGCGGACGGCAGUGCGCUGGAGAACUUCACAACCCUCUACGCCUGCCCGAGCUGCGGGGCCCGCGAGGCCGUCGCGAAUGAGUACUCCGUGCAGGCACACGAUAAUAUGGCGGUGUUCGUGCGGUGCCUCAAGUGCGGUGAGACGUGGAAUGUGGAGGCGUAA